AUGGAAAUUCGUGCCAACAUGGUGGCGAUGUCUGCUUGUGUUCUUCAUCACCUUGAAAAUGGUUUCGUAGACAUUUCGAAGUAUUUUCUUCAAGAUUUGUGGUUAGCAUUUGAUAUCAUCUGUUUGCAGUUAAUAAUACAUUUGCACAUUUUGCCAGCAAUGGCAACACAGUUCACUUGUGCGAUUCUUGAGAACAUAUGGGAAGACGAAAUAUUUGGUGCUUCAGACAAAAAGCAUAUUUUCGUGAACAGAAAUAUCAAAGAUGUUCGUAACAUUGUGUCGUGUUUUUGUGUCUUUGUUUUGCGAGGGUUAAGAUUUCUUUUCUUUACGCUUUUCACCAGUUCUGUCGGUCGUCUCCAGAGCUUCUCAAUGACAGGCAUAGGACAUUCAAAGCUAAAUGGAUUUAUUGUCAAUAUUCGAACGAGACAAUUUUCACUGGCCAUUUGCCCAUCGCAUUCGAGUGUGGAAUUGAAGACAAGAAAUAAAAAAUUUGACAAAACAACAGUUUUUCCUUUGCUUCCCGAAAAUAAAUUUGCAUGGAAAUUGGCAGCGAAAAUUAUGCUGAUAAUUUAUGCAACAAUCGAGCCCACGGGCUAA
Clunio marinus is the source of this 597-nucleotide messenger RNA. Lineage: Eukaryota; Metazoa; Arthropoda; Insecta; Diptera; Chironomidae. The record is from the annotation of a GenBank genome assembly.